UUUUACCAUUAUCAUUGAAACACUUAUUUCUUUUAGUUGAUGAGAGUCAUAAUUUGUUCUAUUGAAUAAUGUGAAAAAUCGUGAUCCGGGUUUUAAAGUGCUUCAUCCGUGACAAGUUUAAAUGUAAAAAUAGAGUACUUUUAGGUAUAUAUAAUGUAUUCAUUAACUAAUAGGACAUAUUAAGCUUAGAUGACAUUAAGAUCUUAAAGCAAAAUCUCAGGUAUUUUCUCUUAAGGCGAAAAAGCGUACCGCAUUUCCAUAAUUUAUAUUAAUAUCUCUUAUCAAUAGCCCAGGAAAACUUAUUUUAAAAUCGAUUCGCAAAAGUGACAUUUUACAUACGGGAAAUAAACGCUGAACAAAACGUGAAAUAGGAAAUAAAUGUUAAAUAAUGGAAAGGGAUUUGUUCCGAGCUGGAGUUUAUUUUACAUUAUUUCAAAUUCUACAGGGAUUACAUAUUCCACUUUCUGAUAAGUUUCAUACAGAAAUUACAUCUGCUGAUUUUCUUUCGUCGUCGAGCGGGUCUCGAACAAAGAGAGACACGACAAAUGAGUACCUACCAAAGAACACCGUGUUACGUCUGGUUGUCGCUGGAUCACAUCAACACAUUCCUUUAAAAAAGAACCACAAAAUAGACAUUUCAAACAUUCCAGUUUAUAUAACCAACAAUGGUCGAAUAGAGAGAAUACAUACAGCGUUUGACAAGGAACAUGUUUUGUAUCAAGCGCCUACCAUUGGUGGAUCAUUCCUAGUCACGUGUCACAAAAAUGAAACUUCAAUAACCAGAGAAAUAUUUGGUUCGUUUCAUCACAAUUCUAGUCUAUACGUCAUUCAACCUGAGAUCAACGGAGGGGUCAAAGGUGAAGGUCAUGUCAUAUCGCGUGUACCGGACCAGACGCUUGUUUUUGAAGGCGUCUCUGCAAAAGGUCUUCCGGCUACUACAUCUAGACCAAAUUUUUCUAGAAGUUACCAUGGCAACAGAAGAACAAGACGUCAAACUGAUACGUACAACAUUGAAUUGUUAUCAGUUAUUGAUUACAAAAGUUACCAAUUUUGGUAUGAUAUGACGUCAGGUUCGGACAGGUCAGGUGACACGAUGAAUUUGGUGAUGCAAUAUAUCGCUUACAUCAUUAACUCUGUUGAUAUGAGAUAUAAAACAGUUACCGGGGCAAACAGGGUGUUUAACGUAUUAUCUGCAGGGAUUUACAUAGCUGACUCGGCGCAAUCCUCGCCUUGGUCUGAGAAUAAUAACGUGAAUGGACAAGUGCCAAGUAGUGCAACACUAGAUUCAUUCAGGGACUGGGUAAAUGAUCAAAACAGUUUGCCAGCAUAUGAUCAUGCUAUGGGAUUUACCGGAUACGAUGUGGUCAGCGCAGGUUCGGGAGACAGUUCCGGAAUUGCAUAUACGUCAGUUCUUUGUACGUCUGACAGUACGUCGGUGGUAGAAGACAGUUUCAACUUUAUUACCAUGACAACAGUGGCCCACGAACUUGGACAUAGUUUAGGAGCUGUGCAUGACGGUCAAGGUAACACGUGUAGCGGAAGUGAUAACUACAUCAUGGCAAGUGUGAACAAUAUCGUUGGUGACCCAAACAUAGGUCAAAACAUCUGGAAAUUUUCACCAUGCACUGGGCAGGAAUUUCAAACAUAUAUUAAUAUUCUUGACGGGAGAGGGGAUAACUGUUUGUUAACAACAAGUAGUUCAUCAAAUAUUCCUACUACACCAAGACCAAUGGCUGAAUCUUAUUCCGCCGACCAAACGUGCGUGUACAGAUUUGGCGUGGGUUCUUAUGUGUGCAGGUCCAUACAAAACUAUGAAACUAUCUGUACAAGCAUGUUUUGUAACCAACCGGGAACAUCACAAUGUUACAGUACCAUUCCGGCAGAGGGGACACCUUGCGGACAAGGAAAGUGGUGUGAGCAAGGAAGAUGUGUGACGUCAGCACGUGCGCCCUCAAACAACGCCGAUAAUUGCGCUUUAGGCGACAGACCUGGGCUAUUUGAUACUACAGGCCAAACAUGUGCGCAGCGUAUAGAAGAAAAUAAAAGUCUUUGUUACGGUGACUACACCGGCUCCAACUGUUGUGAAAGUUGUAAUGCAAAAAGAACCGGUGAUGCAUCAUGUCAGUACGGUGAUCAUGGUACAGGGUUUUGCACCUCAAUGCCAAGAUAUGGUUGCUAUACCAACGAAGAAUAUUGCUGCGGAACAUGCAAACCUUUAAAGAAUAAUGCUUUACCAGGCUGUGAAUUCGGAGACAGGUUCAACGGAUGUUUACGUGCAGCAUGCGCUCAGUACAAUGCCGAAAACUUAGCCGGUUGUUGUGAAACUUGUUAUGAUCCUGCAAAUACCGUUAAAACAACAACCGCUUCUUCAACAACUUCUACUCCUGUACCAACAACAACACCAACUCCUACCACCACCACUUCUACUACUUCAACUCCAACAACAACAACUCCUACCACCACCACUUCUACUACUCCAACUGCAAAAACUACAGCACCGACCACAACAACAAUUAAAACAACCCAAUCAACAACCAAAGCAACGUCAUCCUCUGCAGCCACACCAAAACCGACAACGUCAAAACCAGGAAGCACAACAGAAUACCCCGGAACGCCAGGUAGUUCUACAACAGGAAUGGAAUCUACAGAGACGCCUGUUGAAAAACCAGGGUCGGACCUUAUUUUCGUGAUUGCCGGAUGUUUGGCUGGAGCCAUCAUAGUCAUUGUGUUUGUGAUCAUACUGUGUGUUUGCUUGAGGAAAAGAGCAAAGAGGGCGGCAACUUCCGGUGGGCGUAAACCAUCCAAGGAUAACGCCUAUGAUAAUAUUGGGUUUGUCAGGGCAGCUUCAGAAAAGCCCCAUCACCCUCCCCCUAGACGUACCAGUAGCCAUUCAGCUUCUGGGAACAAUGCCUCCAACGGUUCUGCGCACAUCCCAAUUUCGACUAUAGCCAAUGGUUCGACAGAACAUGUUGAUGGUUAUAUGAUGCCGGCUUCCGUUCAACUUGCACAACCACCUGCGGAUACAGUACAUUAUACGGCGCCAAACAAACCAAAAUUCAAACCUUUAGUACCACCAAUCCCACCAAACAAACCCAAAAAGAAAGCGUUUACAGCUCCGAGACCAAGCCCUGACCUUAGUAAAAGAUCAAGUAAGCCCGUACACUACAAAAGAGCCAGUGGUUUAUCUAAUUCAUCAACGGACACUGUCGGCCGUGCAGUUUCUUUACACAGUACUGGGAGUAUCCCUGAGACUAUACAAACACUGGAUGAAUAUGACAGCAUAGGGGAAAUACAAAAAGUACCAAGAGACAGACGUCCAACAUUGCCAGGGAAUCAUCCGGCCAGUUUACCUGACUUUGGCCGGUUAAAAUAUGAUUUAGCGAACGAAUUUAGCAAGAAAACUGCAAAUAAAGUUGCAGAUAAAACUAUUGGUGUUCAUCAAAAGAAAUUUGGCGAAAACUCAAGUAAUAUUUCUGACGACGAAAAGAGGAAAGUGUUACCAAGCAAUCCCCCAAAACCUAUUCCUCGGGUGAAAUCAAGAAAAAAGAAUGAAGUAACAACGAAAUCUAGUGUAGAGCAAAAUGACAAAGAUCUAGAUAUCUUUAAUAAUGGUUAUGAAGAGGUUGAUAAUGUGAAAAGACUUGAAGACGAAAAUCAGCCAUUAAAGCCGCCGAAUAAACCUGUUCCAAGACGACAAAUUUCCACCGGAAGUUCAGACCCCGAGAAACCGGAAGUGCCAUUGAAAAAAGCUUUUCGACCACCGUCAAAACCUGUACCUAGAAGGCAAAAGGACACUGAAAAGUCUUCUGAGCCACAUAUAAAUCUAGCGUUUGAAGGUGACCAAUUUGAACUAGAGAUUUAAGGAAAUAAGUGAAUGUAUAAUCUUAUUACAAACGGUGCUGAUUGUUAUUUUUUGAUUUCAUCUUUUAUAUCCAUGUUAUAUACAAAAUGCACGCAUUUACAUUUUACAUGAGCAUUAAAUAUUUUAUGUUUGA
Ruditapes philippinarum (Manila clam) is the source of this 3995-nucleotide messenger RNA. RefSeq names its product disintegrin and metalloproteinase domain-containing protein 1b-like. Gene Ontology annotation, biological process: proteolysis. The transcript is spliced from 19 exons. Gene Ontology annotation, molecular function: metalloendopeptidase activity. The record is from RefSeq and is a predicted model, not a curated record. NCBI's taxonomy places the organism in Eukaryota, Metazoa, Mollusca, Bivalvia, Venerida, Veneridae. Bases 389 to 3862 code for a protein of 1157 amino acids.